Messenger RNA from Aspergillus fijiensis CBS 313.89, 1632 nucleotides. RefSeq names its product casein kinase I. NCBI's taxonomy places the organism in Eukaryota, Fungi, Ascomycota, Eurotiomycetes, Eurotiales, Aspergillaceae. The record is from RefSeq and is a predicted model, not a curated record. The transcript has 5 exons. Gene Ontology annotation, cellular component: nucleus; cytoplasm. Gene Ontology annotation, biological process: endocytosis; peptidyl-serine phosphorylation; signal transduction. Gene Ontology annotation, molecular function: ATP binding; protein serine/threonine kinase activity. Bases 102 to 1436 code for a protein of 444 amino acids.
UCAGUUCUCAAGUCCCCUGAUCACCACAUCCGAUCUCUGUCUUGUCUGCGGUCUCUCGCCUUCAUUGUCCGACUUGCCAGACUUGUCCGACUCCCGCAGCCAUGGCCUCCUCAUCAUCCAAUGUCGUCGGUGUUCACUAUCGUGUAGGGAAGAAGAUCGGCGAAGGAUCGUUCGGUGUGAUCUUCGAGGGAACAAAUCUCCUGAAUAACCAACAGGUGGCGAUAAAAUUUGAACCCCGCAAGAGUGAUGCCCCGCAACUUCGUGAUGAAUAUCGGACCUACAAGAUCCUUGUCGGGUGUCCUGGCAUUCCCAAUGUCUAUUACUUUGGUCAGGAGGGCCUCCACAAUAUCUUGGUCAUCGACCUGCUUGGCCCCAGUCUGGAGGAUUUGUUUGAUCACUGCAACCGGCGGUUCUCAAUCAAGACUGUUGUCAUGGUCGCCAAACAGAUGCUGUCUCGAGUCCAAACUAUCCACGAGAAGAACUUGAUCUAUCGCGAUAUCAAGCCUGACAACUUCCUCAUCGGUCGCCCCAGUACCAAAGCCGCUAAUGUAAUCCACGUUGUCGAUUUCGGAAUGGCCAAGCAAUACAGAGAUCCCAAGACCAAGCAGCAUAUCCCUUAUCGCGAGCGGAAAUCGCUGUCCGGCACAGCCCGCUACAUGAGCAUCAACACCCACCUGGGACGGGAACAAUCGCGCCGUGAUGAUCUCGAGGCGCUCGGCCAUGUUUUCUUGUAUUUCCUGAGAGGUGGACUCCCCUGGCAGGGUCUCAAGGCUGCCACCAACAAGCAAAAGUACGAGAAGAUUGGCGAAAAGAAGCAGACUACUGCGAUUAAGGAUUUGUGCGAUGGUUUCCCAGAAGAGUUCACGAAAUACCUGACCUAUGUCCGCAAUCUCGGAUUCGAAGAUACUCCCGACUACGACUACCUCCGGGACCUGAUGACUCAGGCCCUCAAGAAUACUGGCGAUGUCGAAGAUGGAGAAUAUGACUGGAUGAAGCUCAACAAUGGUAGAGGCUGGGAGUACAAAUCGUACUCAUCCCAGCAGCAUCUCCAUAACAACACCCUUCCAAACUCAUCCGCGCGGGAGCUUCACGCUCAACAGCUCCGGAGUAGCCGACCAGGAGUGACUGCUGAUCGUUUAAAUGCGGCGCAGCCUCCGCCUCCAUCUCCGGCAAAACCUGGAGCUGGAAAGACGCGCGAUCGGCCAAGCGUGUCUGGAGGAAUGGCCCCGAAGCGUCAGAGCGGAGCCCUUGAUGCCACGCCAGCGGCUUCGACUCAAGCGCAGUUCCAGAACUCGAAUGCCAACAUUUCCGGACAGAUGGGUAGCCCUGCAAACCCGGCCAAGACCAGCCAGCAAGGCCCCGGUGGUCCGGCGAACAAUGAGCCGCAGCCUACAUUCGUGCAGAAGAUGAUGAAGGCGCUCUGCUGCGGUAGGUGACGAUCCUCGUCUCUCCGUUUGUCGCGGUUCCUAUGCUUAUUCCCGGUCGCCCUCCAGGUUGAGUUAAAAAGCGGGACGCGAGCGAUUCUGUACUUCUACGAAAUAUCCUUGUCAUGUUGGCAUCUCGACUUUCUCUUUCGUUAUUCACCGUCUUCAACAUCCCAGGGAGGUAUGACAGGCAGCAUGCGACCAUCAU